AUGUCUCUAUCUGUCUCUCUAGCCAUGUCUUUUCUCUCUCUUUGCUUUGCUUGUCUCUUUCUGUCUCUCUUUGUCUUUUCUCUCUCUUUGCAUGUCUCUAUCUGUCUCUCUUGUUUGUCUUUUUCUCUCUUUCUUUUCUGCAUGUCUCUAUCUGUCUCUCUGCUUUGCUUUUCUCUCUUCUCUCUUUGCAUGUCUCUAUCUCUCUCUCACUUGUCUUUUCUCUCUCUUUUGCAUGUCUCUUCUGUCUCUCUAUCUUUUCUCUUCUCUCUCUUUUGCAUGUCUCUUCUCUCUCUCUAUACUGUCUUUCUCUCUCUUUGCAUGUCUCUAUCUUUCUCUCUAGCCAUGUCUUUUCUCUCUCUCUUCUUUGCAUGUCUCUCCUUCUCUUUUUCCAUGUCUUUCUCUCUCUUUUUGUCUCUGUCUGUCUCUCUUUUGUCUUUUCUCUCUUUGCAUGUCUCUGUCUCUUUCUCUCUUUUCUCUCUCUUUCAUCUCUUUUGCUGUCUCUCUCUCUCUUGUCUUUUCUCUCUUUGCAUGUCUCUCUAUCUCUCUCUCCAUGUCUUGUCUUUUCUCUCUCUUUCUUUCCUUUUUCUCUAUCUCUCUCUCUGUCUCCCUUUAUCCAUGUCUUUUUCUCUCUCUUUGCAUGUCUCUAUCUGUCUCUCUAGCCAUGUCUUUUCUCCCUUUUUUGUCUCUUUCUGUCUCUCUAGCCAUUUUUCUCUCUCUCUCAUGUGUCUCUUUCUGUCUCUUACCAUGUCUUUUCUCUCUCUUUGCAUGUCUCUAUCUGUCUCUCUAGCCAUGUCUUUUCUCUCUCUUUGCUGUCUCUUUCUCUCUUUUGCUCUCUCUCUUUGCAUGUCUCUUUCUCUCUCUCUUUCAUGUCUUUUUCUCUUUGCAUGUCUCUUUCUCUCUUUGCCAUCUCUUUUCUCUCUUUUGCAUGUCUCUUUCUGUCUCUCUAUUUUCUCUUUUCUCUCUCUUUGCAUGUCUCUAUCUGUCUCUCUUUGCUUGUCUCUCUCUCUUUGCAUUCUUUAUCUUCUCUCUUUCUCUUUUCUCUCCCUUUUGCAUGUCUCUCUUCUCUCUUUUGCCAUGUCUUUUUCUCUCUUUUGCAUUUCUAUCUGUCUCUCUUUGCUGUCUUUUCUCUCUUUUGCAUGUCUCUUUCUCUCUCUUUUGCUUUUCUUUCUCUCUCUUUGCAUUUCUCUAUCUGUCUUUUGCUUUGUCUUUUCUCUCACUUUGUUUGUCUCUUUGUCUCUCUUGUCUUUUUCUCUCUUUUGCUCUUUUGUCUCUCUCUCUCUCUCUUUGCAUGUCUUUCUGUCUCUCUAG
Molecule: messenger RNA, 1308 nt
Organism: Acanthosepion pharaonis
Lineage: Eukaryota; Metazoa; Mollusca; Cephalopoda; Sepiida; Sepiidae
Source: the annotation of a GenBank genome assembly